Messenger RNA from Daldinia caldariorum, 1653 nucleotides. RefSeq names its product tannase and feruloyl esterase. The transcript has 2 exons. The coding region runs from base 1 to 1653 and encodes 550 amino acids. The record is from RefSeq and is a predicted model, not a curated record. NCBI's taxonomy places the organism in Eukaryota, Fungi, Ascomycota, Sordariomycetes, Xylariales, Hypoxylaceae.
AUGGUUGAAAGUCCUACCCCUGAAUAUCGAACGCGAGUAGCCACACCUGUACUCCCGUCACGCACUAAAAGCAACACCAAGCCCUCCUUUGCUAUGUGCAGUCCCGCCCACAUCGCGUAUCCGGAUUUGCCCGGCGUGCAAUUCACCUCCCUAAGCACUUCGCUAGUAUCCAACCUGACAGUCCAAGUCCCUGAGAGCACAUACGUAAACCAUGGGGCUCUAUAUGCCGGAGGUGUUAGCUUCUGCAACCUCACCACCACCUACACGCAUAUAGGAACGUCUGACACUGUCACCAUCAGCAUGUAUCUUCCCGAAGAGUGGAAUGGCAGAAUGCAGGGUAUUGGAGGAGGAGCUUGGUCCGCCGGAGGGAUCAACUUUUUGCAUAGUAGUUACUCCAUGCUAGGCGCCGUGUCAGAGGGCUAUGCUGCCGUGACUACCAACGCCGGUCACGCUUCACUCAACCCUGACGACUGGAUGUUGAAGAGUCCCGGACACGUCGAACUUCACCUCCUCGAAGAAUUCGGAUCCAACUCGCUUAACGAGUUAUCCAUUAUUGGCAAAGCGAUCACGGAGAGUUACUACGGCAAACCGCCGGCUUACUCUUAUUGGAACGGGUGCUCGCAGGGCGGACGGCAAGGUUUCAAGAUCGCCGAGAAGUACCCCAACGCAUUCGAUGGGAUAGCUGCUUCGGCCCCGGCAACCGACCUUGCCGGUAUGGGAGUGGCGAAUCAUUGGCCUCAAGUGGUGAUGAAAGCGCUGGGCCAGUAUCCGAAGAACUGCGAGUUUGUUGCCAUAACGGAAGCUUUUAUCAACCACUGCGAUGGUGACGACGGCCUACUUGAUGGAAUCGUCACCGACCCGGACUCAUGCGAAUUUGAUCCCUAUUCAAUGGUAAAUAAGUCUAUUGAUUGUCAAGAUAUCGACGCCGGAACUGUGCAGGUCUCGGAAGCUGCGGUCAAGGUCGCGAUUGCAACAUGGACUGGUGCCAGGAAAUUGGAUGGCUCGUUCCUCUGGUGGGGCCUCAAAAAGGGGGCCGACCUAGUGGACAAGGUGAUCAGCCUUGGAGGAGCUAACCCAGGACUUGCGACAACUACUUGUUCGGGAAAUGGCACAUGUACGGGACACACAAUGGAUAUUGUUAAUGUGUGGGUACGGCUUCUUAUCAAGAAAGACCCUACUUUCGACGUCAAGACCGUAACGAUGGAGGACCUUCAGGAUUUGUUUAAACAAUCAAUAGACGAGUACGCUCCGAUAUUUAACGUAAAGCCUAACCUGGACGCCUUCCGGGAAGCGGGCGGGAAGAUAAUAUCCUACCACGGUUUGGCCGAUGCGAAUCUUCCCCCGGCGUCUUCGACAAACUUCUACGACAGCGUUGCCGCUCACGAUACGCAGAUAAAAGAUUACUAUCGCCUCUUUGAAGCACCGGGACUUGCUCACUGCUGGGCAGGUUCUGGGGGAUAUUACCCUGCCGGGUUAUUCGAAGCCCUGGUAUCAUGGGUUGAAACUGGUGUUGCCCCUGACAGUGUUGCUGCAGCUACUUCCGUUCAGAGCGGCCCCGUUCGUCAGAGUAUCCUGUGUCCUUACCCCCAGAAGGCACACUAUAACGGAACAAGCGCAAAUGCUACUGUAGAUGAUUUUUAUUGUGGUAAUUGA